AUGGAUUCUAUUUGUAAUGGGUCACACAGCUUGAAUGGGGCGGUUCAUUCUAAAGAUUCUAUUUGUAAUGGGUCGCACAGCUUGAAUGGGGCGGUUCAUUCUAAAGAUUCUAUUUGUAAUGGGGCGGUUCAUUCUAAAGAUUCUAUUUGUAAUGGGUUACACAGCUUGAAUGGGGCGGUUCAUUCUAAAGAUUCUAUUUGUAAUGGGUCGCACAGCUUGAAUGGGGCGGUUCAUUCUAAAGAUUCUAUUUGUAAUGGGUCACACAGCUUGAAUGGGGCAGUUCAUUCUAAAGAUUAUAUUUGUAAUGGGUCACACAGCUUGAAUGGGGCGGUUCAUUCUAAAGAUUCUAUUUGUAAUGGGUCGCACAGCUUGAAUGGGGCGGUUCAUUCUAAAGAUUCUAUUUGUAAUGGGUCACACAGCUUGAAUGGGGCGGUUCAUUCUAAAGAUUCUAUUUGUAAUGGGUCACACAGCUUGAAUGGGGCAGUUCAUUCUAAAGAUUCUAUUUGUAAUGGGUCACACAGCUUGAAUGGGGCGGUUCAUUCUAAAGAUUCUAUUUGUAAUGGGUCACACAGCUUGAAUGGGGCGGUUCAUUCUAAAGAUUCACACAGCUUGAAUGGGGCGGUUCAUUCUAAAGAUUCUAUUUGUAAUGGGUCACACAGCUUGAAUGGGGCGGUUCAUUCUAAAGAUUCACACAGCUUGAAUGGGGCGGCUCAUUCUAAAGAUUCUAUUUGUAAUGGGUCACACAGCUUGAAUGGGGCGGUUCAUUCUAAAGAUUCUAUUUGUAAUGGGGCGGUUCAUUCUAAAGAUUCUAUUUGUAAUGGGUUACACAGCUUGAAUGGGGCGGUUCAUUCUAAAGAUUCUAUUUGUAAUGGGUCGCACAGCUUGAAUGGGGCGGUUCAUUCUAAAGAUUCUAUUUGUAAUGGGUCACACAGCUUGAAUGGGGCGGUUCAUUCUAAAGAUUCUAUUUGUAAUGGGUCACACAGCUUGAAUGGGGCGGUUCAUUCUAAAGAUUCUAUUUGUAAUGGGUCGCACAGCUUGAAUGGGGAUUCUAAAGAUUCUAUUUUAUCUCCUGCAACUGUCCCCACCACUGCUCCGUAUCUACAAAAGUGUGCACUUCGGGAGAAAGGAUGA
Messenger RNA from Oncorhynchus keta (chum salmon), 1131 nucleotides. RefSeq lists its product as uncharacterized. The record is from RefSeq and is a predicted model, not a curated record. Bases 1 to 1131 code for a protein of 376 amino acids. NCBI's taxonomy places the organism in Eukaryota, Metazoa, Chordata, Actinopteri, Salmoniformes, Salmonidae. The transcript has 4 exons.